Messenger RNA from Budorcas taxicolor (takin), 576 nucleotides. Its product is annotated as protein HP-20 homolog. Gene Ontology annotation, molecular function: protein binding. The record is from RefSeq and is a predicted model, not a curated record. Lineage: Eukaryota; Metazoa; Chordata; Mammalia; Artiodactyla; Bovidae. The coding region runs from base 1 to 576 and encodes 191 amino acids. The transcript has 3 exons.
AUGGCUGAUCUCCGGAUAUUGGUCAGCAUCAUCCUAAUGGCAAAUGCUGUCCUGGAGAAAGGAGGGUGUGCCGGACCUCCAGGGCUUCCAGGACACCCAGGACCUCCAGGUAUAAGAGGGCCUCCUGGUCCCAGAGGAAUACCAGGUUUACCAGGUGUGACGGGAAUUCCAGGACCAAGUGUAAAAUGCCCGUGCCAGAGAAAGUCCGCCUUCACUGUGAAGCUCAGUGGCCAGCUGCCUUCACCUUCGAAGCCUGUCCCCUUCACAGAGGUCCUGUACAAUGCCCAGAGAGACUUACAGGAGGACACUGGGGUCUUCACAUGCAGGGUGCCAGGAAAUUACCAUUUCCUCUUCGAUGUGGAUCUCCAUCACUGCAAGGUGACUGUUCAGCUGAUGAGGGACAAAAGUUCUGUCUUAGAAAAGCAUCAGGUCUCCACCAAAGAGCCCAGGAAUCUCUCUGGAGUGUUGACCCUGCCGCUGCACGUAGGCGAGAAGGUGUGGCUGGAAGCAAAAGUGGAAACUGAGAAGCCAGAGCAAGCCAGAGUCACAAUUUAUUUCUCUGGUUUCCUAACAUAG